UAUACACACACGAAAAGAAUCAAGGAGAUCGUUCUUUGUAUAAGAUUUUUUUGUAAAGAUAUUUGCCGCGCCUUUGUGGGGAGAUUUUAGGGCUAGGUUUUAAUGUUUAAGGUAUGCAGCGGGAUCAUUGGCAUUGGCGUGAGGAAGAGAGCUGGAUCGAUCGGAUCUGGAGCCGGUUUUCUCGCGCUCUCGUGUCGUUGGAUCAAUGGAGCUGCCGGCAGUCGAUUCAAUAGCGAUGACGGCGGCAAGAGGUACAGCGUCAUCAAGAUCGACAAGAAUGGGGUUUGGGAGACGUUAUCCCUCAGCUUGGUUGAAUUGGGGAUCCAUCCGAGAGAUAUGGAUGUGAUCACUGGGAAUUCUUUCAUUCCAAGUCGAGCGACGCUCGCAUUGCGGUAUGACAAGGUGUUGGUGAGGAUGGAAAACGUCAGAGCCCUUGUUUCCAGAGAUUUUUGUCUGCUUUUUGAUGCACACAGGAGACGCCAGCCGCGAGAAGCUGUCGUUCCAACUAAGAAAGUGGAAACAGACGUGACACACAAAGCAGCUAGGGAUGCUUUUGCAACUUCACUGGCUAGGUAUGCGAGGGAUACGCCAAACUCUCAUAUGGACCAAAUGCCUUUCCACCUCCGGAUGAUGGAAUGCCUGUUUGAAGAAACUAGCAACUUUUUCAACCAGAAAGUUGAAAGAUUGACAGUGGUUGCGGAACGGGCACUCGAGGAUUUAACCCUUGGCGUUAGUACUGGUCGGUUGCAGAGACUGCUGCCACUGAAACGAUCGCUGACAGAAGUGGAACAUGACAUCAGGGAUACGCACGAAGUUAUGGACCAGGUUUUGAACAGUGAGGAAAUGCUUCGGUCAUUCUGCCUGGAAGUCCCUGCAAGUUGUGUAGAUGUUGACUCUGAGAAAGCAAAGGCCAAGGUUCGCCAACUAGCUGCAGACAUGCUAUUUACAUACUUGAGAGAGAUUGACGACGCUGGCGCUGUUCUGGAAGAGUUGAGGAAGGAAAUGGAUGCGGCUCAAGAGGUUUGGGAGCUAGGCCUGGAUGCUACACGAAACCGUAUUAUCACUACCAACCUAUACAUUAGUUUUGCCACACUGUCAUUCAGUCUGGCAACUUUACCUGGCAGCUUUUUUGGCAUGAACGUCACCAAUGGCUGGGAGAACGAUCCCAAUAUGUUCCGGCUGAUAGCAGGAACAACCCUGUGUACAGCAACAAUCCUUGGCGUAGCGCUGAUAGUUGGAUUCCGAGUUUGGCCCCGUUUUGUGGACAGACGCCGUGCACAGGAACAUGCGGCACUCCUUGAUCUACUUCAGCAUAUCGAUGACAUUGAAGAGAUUUUCAGGGACAUUGAGCUAAAAGCUGGAGGCCGCAACAUUUCCAAAGAGCAAUUCCAUCAAAUUCUCCGGAGCCAUCCUUCCUCGCGUUUCAUGCGACAGAGGGAGAUCGAUUUUUUAUUCCGCAUGUUCGACAGGAAUCAGGAUAGCUACCUCGAGGCCUCUGAGAGGAAGUUUACGUCGCAAAGGAUGCCAAAGGCUGGCUAGUCAGUCACGACAUAAAUAACGUUUACACCUCAAACUUCGACGAGACCGAGAAAACUGAAAGACAUAACGUGGACACGAUCAAAACGCAGAAGAGUAGUGGAAACACGAAGUGGUCGGCCGCCAGGGCAAGAGAAUAAAGAGGGACGCCGAGUCAAAAAAACGGCGGUGGAUCUUCGCUGCCUACCCUUCCUUUUUCGUGUAAGUGGGAACAGCAGCGCUACGUGACAGGGAUUCUUAUCGUCAAAAGCAUUGAGUAUGUGGUAACGACGUUUUGCAAAAGGAGAUUCAGCAUCCAAGUGAUUUAUUUAGACGAAGACAACGUUCCUUGCGUUGAGACAUCCUUGUCUUUGGUCGUUCGUACGUACGUACAUAGAAUGUUCCAUAUUGUCGGGAGAAUAUAUUUUGGGAGGAGAAUA
This is a messenger RNA of Selaginella moellendorffii, 1955 nucleotides long. RefSeq names its product magnesium transporter MRS2-7. Gene Ontology annotation, biological process: magnesium ion transport. The transcript is spliced from 17 exons. The record is from RefSeq and is a predicted model, not a curated record. NCBI's taxonomy places the organism in Eukaryota, Viridiplantae, Streptophyta, Lycopodiopsida, Selaginellales, Selaginellaceae. Gene Ontology annotation, molecular function: magnesium ion transmembrane transporter activity. The coding region runs from base 103 to 1539 and encodes 478 amino acids.